Molecule: messenger RNA, 873 nt
Organism: Trichoderma gamsii
Lineage: Eukaryota; Fungi; Ascomycota; Sordariomycetes; Hypocreales; Hypocreaceae
Exons: 2
Coding region: 1-873 (290 amino acids)
Source: RefSeq, a predicted model, not a curated record
AUGUCUCCCAGAACCUUGAAAUCCUCCAUCUUCUGGGGUCUAGUCUAUCUCCUCGUCGAUGUGAGCUUUGAUAUGACUGAGAUGAACAACAACAAAUUGAAGGAAGACGUUAUCGAGAUGCUAGAGAAAGUCACCAGGUCUUUAGAGGAAUGCAAGCGAGCUCAUCAGAAUACCCGAUUUGAUGAAGACUUGAAGCUGAUCUUGAAUGAUGCCUUUAUUGCUCUGAUUCUAUUUUGGGUAGACACGGUCAACUUUAUGCGAGCGUAUCAUAAUGGUAUGUCUUGUUUAAAUUACAAGACCCAACGACUAACGAGUUCUACAAGAAAGGACGAGCAGGGCACUUCAUAUGAUUAUGAACGAGAGAUCAAAAAAGUAAACGGCACGUUCGAUCACCUGAAAGUGUGUGCUACCAUGCCGGAGUCCGGACCAAACCUCUCAGUAGUCCCAAGUGGCGUGCCGCUCCGGUCAUUACUGCCCAAAGACCUAUCGUUGCCUUGUGGGAAAGCACCAUACUACAGCGACGUUGAUUUUUAUGGCCGGCAAGUCGAACUCGAAAAGAUAAAUUCGGCCUUGGGUUCGCAAGUUGACAAGAGUGACAAAUUGUUCACCAUUUGCGGUCUUGCAGGUGUCGGAAAGUCCAAACUAGCCAUGGCCUACGCAAAAAAGUACGCCCGCCAAUUUGAUGUUAUACUCUGGAUAAAAGCACAGACAGCUCUUUCACUCAGCCAAAGUUUCACUGAGAUUGUCUCUGAGCUUCGACUGCCAGGUGCGCCUAGCAAUUCGGAAGAAAAUCAGCAGCUUAUACUGGAUUUCCUUAAACUCAACAGUCAGUCGCUACUUGGAGGUUUACUCACUUCUUUGGGCUCGGGCUGA